AUGGUCCUCGGCGCCGCUGGUCUCUUUGGCUACCGCUACUACACUAGCCAGCAGACCGGCACCGGUGGCACUAGCUCGACUACUGCAGGGUCGUACAGCGAGCUGCUUCCGGGUGACGCAGUCGGCGAGGCCGUCGAUGUCGAGCUUGAGGCUGUUGACCCAGUCGAGGACGCCAACCUCUGGAUCGAUGUCGACGAUGAUGACUGGGAAUGA
Messenger RNA from Thecamonas trahens ATCC 50062, 213 nucleotides. RefSeq lists its product as uncharacterized. The transcript has a single exon. Bases 1 to 213 code for a protein of 70 amino acids. NCBI's taxonomy places the organism in Eukaryota, Apusomonadida, Apusomonadidae. The record is from RefSeq and is a predicted model, not a curated record.